Messenger RNA from Trematosphaeria pertusa, 1026 nucleotides. Its product is annotated as NAD(P)-binding protein. NCBI's taxonomy places the organism in Eukaryota, Fungi, Ascomycota, Dothideomycetes, Pleosporales, Trematosphaeriaceae. The transcript has a single exon. The record is from RefSeq and is a predicted model, not a curated record. Bases 1 to 1026 code for a protein of 341 amino acids. Gene Ontology annotation, molecular function: oxidoreductase activity.
AUGGCCCAACAGUACGCGUGCAACCAACCCUCAACCUUCAAGAACCACAUCCAAAACAUCGCCAUAGUCGGUGCAGCAGGCCAGGUCGGGAAGUUCAUCUCUUCCGCUCUCCUCGAGAAGAACAAGUUUAAAAUUACCGCUAUCACCCGCGAAGGUAGCACCAACACGCCGGUACCUGGCAUCCACAUCGCCGCCGUCGACUACGACAAGCCGGACACCCUCGUCGAAGCCCUAAAAGACCAUGAUGUCCUCAUCAUCACCAUGAGCGUGCGCGCUCCACCAGGCCAAUCCGCGAAGCUGAUCGAAGCUGCCGCGAAAGCCGGCGUCCCCUGGGUCUUGCCCAACGAAUUCGGUGGCGAUGGAACCAACGAGGAGCUCGGAAGAGACAUAGUGAUUGGUCCCGGCAAGAAGAAGGACCGCGACCUCAUCGAAUCGCUCGGCGUCUCCUCCUGGAUCGGCAUCGCAUGCGGCUUCUGGUACGAGUAUUCGCUCGCCGGACCGGGCUUGUACGGCAUCGACAUCGCCAAGCGCGAAGUCGUGUUCUUCGACGACGGAAAGCAGCGCCUGAACACGUCCACAUGGCCGCAGACCGGCCGCGCAAUCGCUCAGCUCCUCUCGCUUCCCAUCCUACCCCAGGACGAAAACGACAAGAAUGUUACGCUGAGCUCCUACCGCAACCGCUUCGUCUUCGUAUCCUCUUUCACGCUCAACCAGCGCGAGAUGCUCGACUCGGUGCAGCGCGUCACCGGAACCACGAACGCGGACUGGGAAAUCUCCUCGGUUCCCGCGAAGCAGCGAUUUGAGGAAGCGCAGAAGAGGAUGGCGACGGGCGAUUACCGUGCUUUCGCAACGGUCCUCUACACAAGGGCUUUCUUCCCCGGUGACAAUGCCGCCUUGUUUGAGGUUACGCACGGCUUGGAUAAUGAGAAGCUGGGGUUGCCGAAGGAGGACCUUGAUGAGUAUACCAAAGAGAGCGUGAAGCUGGCCGAAAGUGGGUACUUUGCGAAGAUUUUCGGCAGCAGUUGA